Messenger RNA from Penicillium canescens, 3975 nucleotides. RefSeq names its product ABC transporter B family protein. Lineage: Eukaryota; Fungi; Ascomycota; Eurotiomycetes; Eurotiales; Aspergillaceae. Gene Ontology annotation, biological process: transmembrane transport. The coding region runs from base 1 to 3975 and encodes 1324 amino acids. Gene Ontology annotation, cellular component: membrane. The transcript is spliced from 2 exons. Gene Ontology annotation, molecular function: ATP binding; ATP hydrolysis activity; ABC-type transporter activity. The record is from RefSeq and is a predicted model, not a curated record.
AUGCAACAACCCGAGGAAGGUGUGACGGCUGCCGAGGAGGUGGUGGUGGACCCUCAACUCACGGAGAAAACUACCGACAAGCGCAAUUCCGAUUUUGCUUCUACGUCAACGGCAAAGGAACAUGAGACCAAAGCUCCAGUCUUGACAGACGAAGAUGUGCUCUAUGGUCAUCUGUCACAGCAUGAAAAGGACAUCCUCAAGCGACAGCUAGAUGCGCCUCCCGUCAAAACAUCCUUCUUCGGCCUCUAUCGCUAUGCCUCCCGCAUGGACAUGCUCAUCAUCCUGGUCAGCACCCUCUGCGCCAUUGCUGCCGGUGCCGCAUUGCCUCUCUUCACUAUCCUCUUUGGCUCCUUAGCAACAGCUUUCCAAAAGAUCAUGCUCAACACCAUCCCCUACAACGAAUUCUACCACCAGUUGACCAGCAGCGUGUUGUACUUCGUCUACCUCGGCAUUGGUGAGUUCGUCACGGUCUACAUCAGCACCGUCGGCUUCAUCUACACCGGAGAGCACGUCAGGCAGAAGAUUCGGGAGCACUACCUCAAAGCCAUCCUUCGCCAGAACAUCGCCUACUUCGACAAGCUCGGUGCAGGUGAAGUGACCUCCCGUAUCACGGCCGACACCAACCUCAUUCAGGAUGGCGUCUCCGAAAAGGUCGGCUUGACCUUGACUGCCAUCUACACGUUCGUGACUGCCUUCGUGGUGGGUUACAUCAAGUAUGCCCGCUUGGCCGGUAUCUGUACUUCGACUAUUGUCGCUCUGGUCGUGAUUAUGGGCGGAGGCUCCAAGUUCAUCAUCAAGUACAGCAAGCUUUCCCUGGAAAGCUAUGGUGCCGGUGGUACCGUAGCCGAGGAAGUCAUCAGCUCGAUCCGCAAUGCGACCGCCUUCGGUACUCAGGACAAGCUGGCGAAGCAGUACGAGGCUCAUUUGGUCCGCGCUGAGCGCUGGGGCAUGCGCCUGCAAAUGGCUCUCGGCGUGAUGGUUGGUGGCAUAUUUGGAAUCAUGUUCAUGAACUACGGUCUUGGAUUCUGGAUGGGCUCCCGAUUUUUGGUGGAAGGCAAGGUCGAUAUUGGACAUGUCGUGACUAUUUUGAUGGCUAUCCUCAUCGCAUCUUUUAGCUUGGGUAGCGUUAGCCCGAACGGCCAGGCCUUUACCAAUGCUGUGGCCGCCGCUGCCAAGAUCUUGGCGACUAUCGACCGUCAAUCCCCGCUAGACCCGACAUCUGAUGAAGGCAUCAUCCUUGACCACGUCGAGGGUCAGAUCGAGUUCCGCAACGUGAAACACAUCUAUCCCUCCUGCCCCGAAGUUACAGUCAUGCAGGACGUUUCCCUUGCUAUGCCUGCCAGUAAGACCACCGCAUUGGUUGGCGCUUCAGGCUCUGGCAAGAGUACUGUGGUCGGUCUGGUCGAGCGGUUCUAUCUACCCGUUGGUGACUCUCAACCUGUGAUGGCUGCGCCAACAGUCUCUCUAGUCAGCCAGGAACCUAUUCUGUUUGGCACCACUAUCUACCACAACAUCCGCUACGGUCUGAUUGGAACACGCUUCGAGCACGAGUCCGGGGAAACGAUCAAAGAACUCGUUGAGAAUGCCACUAAGAUGGCCAACGCUCACGAGUUUAUUACUGUCCUUCCGGAAGGAUACGAAACCAAUGUUGGGCAGCGUGGAUUCUUGCUAUCUGGAGGCCAGAAGCAACGUAUUGCUAUCGCACGUGCUGUCGUCGGCGACCCCAAGAUUCUCCUACUCGAUGAAGCCACUUCCGCCCUGGAUACCAAGUCCGAGGGCGUCGUCCAGGCAGCGCUUGACCGUGCUGCUGAGGGCCGCACUACCAUCGUCAUUGCCCAUCGACUGUCGACCAUCAAGACUGCGCAUAAUAUUGUCGUCUUUGUCAACGGCUCCACUGUCCAGCAGGGCACCCAUGACGACCUCACUGAACAUGACGGCCCUUACUUCAAGCUCGUCGAAGCCCAGCGCAUCAACGAGGAGAAGGACGCCGGUGCUCUGGACGAAGAUAAGGAUGAACACGGCAUCGGGCACAUGGCCAAGUGCCACAUCGCACGCGUCAAGUCUAUUGCCAGUGGUUCGACCCUUGUCAAAGAUAAAGCCAAAGAGUUCCAGGACGACAUCGACGUCCGGCGCCAGGAGUCUCGCAAGUCCGUGUCCAGCGUUGUUCUCUCGAAGAGGACCGCCGAAGGCGGCAACAAGUACUCCCUCUGGGCUCUGAUCAAGUUCAUCGCCUCGUUCAACAAGGAAGAGCGGCUAUUUAUGGCCGUCGGUCUUUGCUUUUCGAUUCUCGCCGGUUGUGGUCAGCCUACUCAGGUUUUCCUGUACGCCAAAGCUAUCAGUGCACUGUCCUUGCCAAAAUCCCAAUACGACAAGCUUAGAUCGGAUGCCAACUUUUGGUCUCUGAUGUUCUUUGUUGUUGGAAUCGCUCAAUUCAUCACUUUUUCCAUACACGGUAUCGCCUUCGCGUUUAGUUCCGAGAGAUUGAUCCACAAGGCCCGCAAGAAGGCCUUCCGCGUCAUGCUCCGCCAGGAUAUCAACUUCUUCGAUCGCGAGGAGAACAGCAUCGGCGCUUUGACUUCUUUCCUCUCGACUGAGACUAAGCACUUGUCUGGUAUCAGUGGACAGACCCUUGGCACAAUUCGGAUGACCUGCACAACUCUCAUCGCUGCAAUUGUGAUCUCUCUCGCUUUCGGAUGGAAGCUUGCCCUUGUUUGUAUCUCCGUCGUUCCCGUUCUUCUGGCUUGCGGCUUCUACCGCUUCUAUAUGCUCGCCGAAUUCCAGUCACGUUCCAAGGCUGCCUAUGAGGGAUCUGCCAACUACGCCUGUGAGGCCACGUCUGCCAUUCGCACUGUGGCUUCGCUUACCCGUGAGACCGAUGUUUGGUCAGUCUACCACGCCCAACUCGACCUCCAGGGCCGCACAAGCUUGUUGUCGGUUACCAAGUCGUCGAUCUUGUAUGCAUCUUCCCAGGCCUUGAUCUUCUUCUGUGUCGCCCUUGGCUUCUGGUAUGGUGGAACCCUGCUCGGCCACCACGAGUACGAUAUCUUCCGCUUUUUCGUGUGCUUUAGUGAAAUUCUGUUCGGUGCCCAGUCCGCAGGAACUGUGUUCUCUUUCUCCCCGGACAUAGGCAAGGCGAAGAACGCCGCCGCCGAGUUCCUUAAGCGUUUCGAGCGUCGCCCCACUAUUCACACCAGGUCCAAAGAGGGCGAGAACUUGGAUCACUGCGAUGGAACCAUUGAGUUCAAGGACGUGCACUUCCGCUACCCCACCCGUCUCGAGCAACCCGUGCUCCGCGGUCUGAACCUCACCGUCAAGCCCGGCCAGUAUAUUGCGCUGCUCGGACCUAGCGGAUGCGGCAAAAGUACCGCUAUUGCCCUUCUCGAGCGUUUCUAUGAUGUCCACUUCGGCGGCGUCUACGUUGAUAACAAGAACAUCGCCGACCUCAACGUCAACUCCUACCGCAGCCACCUGGCGCUAGUCAGCGAGGAGCCGACUCUGUACCAGGGUACCAUCAAGGAGAACGUCCUGUUGGGUAGCCCCAACGACGACCCCACCGAAGAAGAGCUCGUCAAGGCCUGCAAGGACGGCAACAUCUACGACUUCAUCAUGUCUCUCCCCGAUGGCUUCAACACCGUCGUCAGAAACAAGGGAGGUAUGUUGUCCGGCGGCCAGAAGCAGCGUGUUGCCAUCGCCCGUGCCCUCCUCCGCAACCCUAAGAUCCUGCUCCUGGACGAAGCCACCUCGUCCUUGGACUCUGAGUCCGAGAAGGUCGUCCAGGCUGCCCUGGACGCUGCCGCCCGUGGUCGUACCACUAUCGCCGUGGCUCACCGUCUCAGCACAAUCCAGAAGGCUGAUAUCAUCUAUGUCUUCGACCAAGGCAGGAUUGUCGAGAGCGGUACCCACACCGAGCUCCUGCGCACCAAGGGCCGCUAUUAUGAACUGGUUAACCUCCAGUCUCUUGGCAAGUCCAACUGA